AUGUUCCGCACCCUGUAUAUCCUUCUCGCAAUCUACAUUCUGCGCGGAUGUCCAAAAAUUAUGCGUACGUUCUCAGUAUCUUUUUCGCCUGCCAUUUAGUAUAUUAAGAAUAAAUGUCUCAUUUUGAAAUGGUUUGAUAACUAAUUAAAAUACUUUCUUAAGUGGGCCUCAAAGGACUAGAAAAACCUACUCAAGUGAAGGCCUUGCAAAAACAGCGUGAUACACCUCUGUGUGAAAACGAUCCAUUAUGGAAAAUGCUAUACAAACACUGCGUACUUGAAUAACACGUCUGGAGAUCUUCAAGUAGUUGCCUAGAGUUGGUACUCUCUACGAAUUUAGCGUUACGCAUUUGGAGAUGAAGGUGCUGGUUGCUAUGCCGUUAUAUAGAAUCAGUUAUGCAAACUGCGAAAACGCUGAUCGAUGGGAAGUAAAAAGUCAACAGCAUAUUUCUCACGGUUGUGUAAUGGAGAAAAACGUACUCCGUUGAUUUAAAGAAUGUCACUAAACAAUCAUAAUCUACCCCAAAUUUUCCAACAGCAAUUCCCAAGCAGCGACCAAAUGAUAGCUGGCUAAAUCGAAACAGAAAAUCUCGAAAGUAAUGUCGAAAUGCAAAAUCCUAAAAGAUAGAAUAUCACGUUAAACGUAUAACCACAUUAAUAGAUAUUUUUUAUCUAUUACUUCCGAACAGGUGAAUAAGUAAAGGAGCGAAAUCAGCAAGAAAAUAAAACAUCAAUCGCCAAUUAAUUAUGCUAAAUUCGAAGUAUAUGGUAACAUACAGCCCAUCAACAUUCGUUUUAAAAUUAAAUAAAACGUCGCAAAAUCCUACUGUCCUUCAUAUAUAUGCAAAAUACGGAUGUGAGGAAAAAAAUGGGCCACCAGCAAUAAGGGUAAUAUAUUUGCAUAGGAUGUCUGAUUAGGCUGAAUCGGAAGAAAGGCCAGCUGAAUAAAGUCUUUAAAAUACGGAAGGAAGGAGAAUAAAUAAAUGCAGAAAACAAGUGACUGCAGUCGGCGAUAUUGUGAUACGUCAUCAGCUUAGUCGUAUAGAUUCCAGCACACACAGUCUACCUCCGACAACUACGACAUCGUCAGGCGGCCCAGCGGACAAGAAGUAUCUCUUUUGGAAAAUGGUGGGGGAUUCACGGGGUAACAAAAUCGACAGGGUAACCCUCUUAUCGUCGUCCAACAGCAUUGGGUUGGUUGAAACUCAAGCAAGCGUUUCUCUGAGAAUCGUCUAAAUACCCCCACGGCUUUAUUAGUGGGCCCACUGAGGAUGCUGGGUGCAGUUUGCAGAAAGGCCCCGAACUGGAAAGCUCUAAUGCUGUUAAAACCCCAAAAGGACUGACGUCGUCAUCGAGAACUUCUAAAUAUUUAAAGGGCUGGACCCCACCCACUUAAGUGACUACCGCUGAGAGGGAAUUGUUAGGGCCACGCUGACCGAGGCGCGUGAGACGUUGUCAGUUUGUGAGCGCAGCCAUAGCUCGGCGAAGUUUGCUUAAAGACGGCUCAACUCAAGUAUGCUGGGUAGUUAUUCGUUGCCUGUAUGGCUGCAGGCUAGCACGAGCAGUUACAGGGGAUGUCCGCAAGCAAGAUCAACUGCACUGCAGCGAUGUCGUCCUCGAAGGAGUCAGCCACAUGACUUUAACACCGCAGAGUAAAUGACAGCUCAGUGUGCAUUUCUGAAAUCCGCCCUGAAUUCUGCGAAAAAGGUUUUCUAUAAAUGGAAGCAAAUAUGCAAGUCCCAGGUUCUUGUUGAAAAGAACCUGAGCGCACAGUCACCGAGUACGUGUAUUAGUAGGAGCGUUCGGUCCCCUACAGGAGGCCAUCAUCAAAGGCCUUGACAGUGUGACGACAAAUGAGCAGUUAAUAGUUUGCGAUAAGUCUGAGCCCACGUCGUCUCACGGCGGCGGUACUGUGUUCAGGCUUGGCUGACAAUUGGUUCUCGUUUCUUGGCCGCGGGAACGUAACGCGUGACAGCAGUAGGGUAUAUCAACGUGUCUGCUGUUAGACUUGGUGUCAGACACCUAAACCUCCAGGGAUUCGCCCCUUGUCCUAUUGCUGGCUCGCGCCAUUAUCUGCGCACUCACUAGGCAGGAUUCGUGGCCUUCCUCCAGCGUGUGAGUAGCGACCUGAGAUAGUGAGUCGCCUCUCUGGACUUUCCGUUUGUGCUCGUUAUUCGCCAGCUAAUCUGUCUUUCGGUCUAUCCUGUAGAAUGUCGAGGACAGGCCCUCAUGAAAUCUGAUAGUCCACCUCACUGCAUAAUUAUGCAUCAUCAAAAACCGUACUAAUACCCCGGAGGAAUGCUUUGAAAUUAUGACUCUUUACUGAAACCUGCAUUCUGAUGUUCUGACAAAGUUUUCCUUUCCGUUGUCAAACGAAAUAAAAGCACAGAUUAAAUAUUACGAUUAAUAAGGAGGGCAAUUCAGUUAACGGAAAACGCAACUAAAUAUUAACUUAACUCUGCAGUGCGCUAAUUAUGAGUGCUUAAUAUCCUGCUUAGUGGUCAACAUUAUGUCCUGCAAUUAUCGAUUCACGCACGUGAGAUUGACUGAGAAAGUAGAAAAUGAACACUUAUAUUUAUCACAUCUAUAUUUAUUGCGAACAAAUUUAAGACGCUGCUUGUGCGAAAACCACCAUGCAUUCCUAACUGGAUGUAUUCUGAUUUGUAUUUUUUCGCAUAAAAUCGUACGCAAAUAUAGUCAUAUAUUUAAUCAGUGAACACUUGAUUGCACCAACCUAAUUGCAUAUGCCAGUUAUCUCUUAAAUCACGGGUUGACUUUUCAGAUUUUCAUAAGUAAUAUUUUGCUGCUUACAAAGUCAUAACGAUCCUUUAUUUUGGCGUUAAACGUGACACAGUGGACAAUGACAUCUCCAGUUAAAUCGCAUGUAUCUUUUAAAACGAUUCUUCAUCGCACGUCAAGACGGGGACAGUUAGCGCCUACUUAAAGAUCAUUUCGCUUACUUCUUUUCGACAGCAUUAGUCGAUCAGGAUCCAAGCGACAAAUCAGCUUGCACUCUGAAUUCCACCUCCAUUGCCGACUCCCGGAAAGCACUUCACCUGAUGGAAAAGGUCUUCGGAGGCUACGAUAUUUCCCCCGGUGUUAAACUUUUGCGCAGUACGCAGUCCACGGACGGCAUAUAUACUGGCUUCGUCCCAUCCGCGAUCUCAGCCCGUGUUCGAGAGAGCAUAGAAAAGUUCAAAAUAGGUAAACUCCCAUUUUAUCUCGUGCGUGAUCGCACGUACACUAAUACGGGAUGGCCAAAUUUCGGAUCAUUGCUCUCAGAGGUGAUGGCUAAGAAGAGAUUACAGUUUCUUAGCCAUCAAACAACGAAUAAUACAGACGAAACAGGGUAGAGAUGCAUGCCAACUGUUAAAAGCACUUCACAGUUAACGUCAUCCUACAAACUACCAACUGCUGCCCGGUCGAUAGAGCAGUUGCAUGCGUCAGUUUUGAAAGGGUUAAAGGAUCCUCUGUCGGUAUGACGCAUCUAGAUUCUGAUUUAUGCAAACUUACUUUCUCAAUAAAUUGUUAGAUUAUUUCACGUAUCAAUCUGUAGUCAACUUUAAUUACCUAUGAAAUAUUCGGACUUUUCCGCAAACACUCGUGUCGUAGUUAGGCCUACUGAAUUAACCCUGAGGUUUAGUGGCAGAUCUUUGUCCUGAUCGGCAACCAAAGUUCAGUCAAACUGAUUUUAGCUUCUUAAAUUAAUAGAACAUAUGCGAAUGGUCCCUCAUUUGAAAGUGAAUAGAGGAAACUCAUCCUUUCGCGAAUGGCCCUGUCAACUGCCUGCUAAAUGGAAGUGCUUCAUAUAAGCGUCAGCUCGCAAAAUCGUGUUCUUUUUAAAAGUCUCACCUAGCGAAUUAAACGUCUUUAAUAGGACCUUCACGGAGCAGCGUAUGGGAGGGUACGGCACGGCUGGCAGACAACACUUAUCCAAAAUGAAGCUUUGUAAUGAUCGUGCUUCUGAUAGCAUGCAAAUAUGCACAUUCAUCACCAAAGUAGGGGAACCGCUUUCCAGCAACCGACUUGUUAUUGCCAACGCUCGUGGUGAACGGAAAGAUUAUUCCACUCACUCAUUCACCUUAAAUUUGAGGCUACCUCAUCUGUUGGAUCCCCAUCUAUAUGUUAAUUAUGUUUUCAAGUAAGAACAUCAUUUUAUCGGUCCGGGAGUGAUGAGAUCUAUAAAAGGGCUCGCGCAUCUAAUGGUUAAACUAGCACUAAAGACAGAAAUAAACAUGUUCUGCUGAAUUUCCAGUCUGCAACCAGAUUAAUAAUAAAGGUUUGGCAAUGCGAAUUGAUUUACAACAGAUAUGCUAGUGACGCAAACGGAUUUGCUUUUUGAGAAAGCACAGUCCAAACAUCGUCUUUGCAGACGAGAUCUGGCAACGGUGUAUUAGACUGCCAUACAGAAAUCGAACUUACUAAUGUACAAUUAUUGCCUGCUUGACAGGGAAUAACCGUAUUGUAAGUGAACUGAGUUUAGUAAAACACGCUAUUUAUACUUUGACGAAAAAGCAUUCUUUCCUCGCUCGUGAAAUAUAUUUAUUAUACUGACUAUUCCUAGGUACGGAAAAAUUUUUUUCCGAAAAAUGGUUCUCCAUUCUGAUAGCGGUGUCGAUUGCUCUUCCUAUCAUGGUAAGCUUUUACUUUGACUCAGUCGGAAUUAAUAGAUGUAUGCACACUGGAUAGUCAUACAAAUUUUAGCUAUGAUGCUCAAGAUGUUUUUUCUACAGAUCUAAAAUUUCAAUCUACUUAUUUUGAAAAGUAUUUGGUUCAGGCCAUACUUACUGACAGAAGCGCUUUACACCUGCCAUUGCGGAACCUGAACUCCUGGUUUAUUUGAACUUUGACCGAAGAAGACGAUUUUAAAAUUAGGAUGCAUUUUCACUUAAGUAUCCAGUUGGCCAAUAAUGACUCAUCAUUCCUUAGCUACAGUCACAUUCGUAAGGCGUCCAUCACUAUUUAUACCGAUGCCUUUGACAAAGGUUUCCAAGAACCUGACAAAAUAGGUUAUAUUCCGCCGUUUCUUCCGGCGCGAAAUUUUACCGACCAUAUUUUGUUAACAGGGUUUUCUAAGUAAAUGCAUAUCACUACGACAGGCUUUAUCUUUCCGCACAUACUUUUCCACCCUAGCUAGGGUCUUUACUCGCCAAUUGGCCCAUUUAGUGCCCCCACACAUCAUCCAUGUGUUGACGGAAGACAUGGUAGACGAAAGACAGGCCUAGCUGGCACGUUAAUAUGUGUAUUGGGAAUCAUAUAUAUGUUGCGUUCAACUCACUAUAUGCUCCCACAGAGUCAGGACGACUGGGUUUGGGAUUGGCACAAUGACUAGCAAGUAUGAGCAAUCAGUUAGUUACGCAGCAUGCUGCAGACUACACUUGAUACCCUGUUUGCCUGUUAAGAGGGCAAUCGUUGGACCACUUGGGGUGCUGUGGACAUGAUAUGCUGGACAGAUGUACUGCCAGGACGACGAUGUAAAUGGCCUCACGCAGCUUCUUUGAUUCCGAGUUAAGAUUAUCAGACACGUCCUUAGCUAGCUUAAUAGGGAUUCAUGCGCUAGCUAUAGGUCAACAUGCAUUCAGGGAUAUUUCUCAAUACAACAAUACCCCGUGAUACAAUCUCUUUGAUAAAUGCCUUCUAAGCUAUCCGUAACGCUGUUCGAAAGUGCACGUAAAACUACCAAGUUUGGUUAUGCGUCUAAAGUCAGCCAGAAAUAUUUGGAAGCUUACAUGUGUUUGUCUAUUAUUUACAGGUCCCGACGAUGAUUUUAUUGUUCUUCCUCGUUCACAAAUACUAGGAAAUCUAUCCGAGCUGAUGGACCCGUGGACUAUUUAGUCCGUGCAGGCUCUCUCUGCGGGACAAAUUAAGUGCUAUUGUUUCAAUGUCAUUUAUUUCAUUUUGAAUGGCACAAAUGAAUAUAUGGUUUAUGGUGGCACGUGAAUUUGAGUCCACUCAGCUUUCUAAAAUCGUCAAAGUUCCAAAUGAUUGUGUAACUGAUAAGAACAUAAAGUGCGUGACCUAACUCAUGAAAGGUGUCAAAAGUUACGAGUGAAUGCCAAUCGCGCGCAAACCGACAUUAUUAAAUGAGUCUAAUGUCUAUGUUCAUUAGGUACAAAUGUGCAAGAAUAAAAAACAAAAAAACGGUUAAAGGCAAUGUUGAAUUUUUUAGAAAUGCCUAUUUAUUAGAAAAGUGCAAAAUCCCGAAAACGUCAGGAAUGACUAUAAUUUAGUAAACUUCGUUUUCAGAUAUAUUUAAUGCAUUCUAAUACGAAACACAUCAUAAAUAUGAAAAUAAAAAUAAAAUAACUUUUGUUACUAGUUGUUCUAUAAAGUUUACAUCUAAUUAUUUUUAAGAAUAAGCGCGAUUUUUAUAUAUGGCGGUUUUUCAGCAGCCUGCUUUCCCAGUAGAGAUUCCAAAACAGUUUUCCAGGGAUUCGUGAUAUUCUUGACUUGAUUCAAUUCAAUAAGAGAGGGUUCAACAAUUCAAAAGGGAUGAGGACGGCGUAGGAACAAACGUUUUCAUAAGGCGGCAGGCCAAAAGGCCAAUAGAUGUCUAAUAAAUUUAAUAAGAAUUGCCAGGUGUGGUUUUAAACAUACCAUUUUGUUUUUUUAAGUGAACGUUUCUUCAGUUAUUGAAUUUACACUUUUCGUCCGUUUUGGACUACGUUGGGUUUUAGAUCGGCCUUAAAAUCUUGCGGAAUACUUCAUAAUUUUCACCCAUUCGUCCAUAUCAACGGAUUCUAAAUUACCAGUCUGUUAAAAAAUUUAAAAUAAGAUAAUUCUUAAAGGCAUUUACUACAGUAUUGAGUGCUUUCACUUGUGCCUACGACAAUGUGAAGUUCUAUUUUUUUGUUUUAAUUCCUUUUACUUGUUUGCCUGUUCCUGUGGAAACAAGUGGGUAAUUCUAUACAUGUGGGAGUCAUUAGUUUGAUGUGAUAUUUAAACUUUGGAUCUUUCUAUUUUAACCUACCUUUCAAGAUUUCUUCCGUAUUUAGAGAGUCUCAUCUCAAUUCCUCUUCAGUGAACAAAUUGUGGUUGACCUUUUGCUUUCAAUCAACCAGCGUUUUCAUCGCACGCAUAACCGAACCUAUAUAACUGCAUAACAGCCAAAACCUUCAUCGGCAGAGAGCACCUACUCUAGACAACUGCUUGGAGACUUCUAGACGUGUUAUGUAGGCACACUGUCUUUGUCUAGAAUUUCCAAAAUGGUGCGUUUUCACACAUAGAUGUAGCACAGUUCAAAAUAUGACAUGCUGUUUGUUAGAGAACAUGACUAGAGCAAGCUUUCCUAGCAUUGUCUGAUUUCACAGACCAGGAGUUCCAGCACCUCCUUUCUUCUCAGACACUUGUAGUCCCACGACUUCUUGAUAUAUGUGAACUACUGUGCAUGCCUAGAGUUGGUUUUUCUAACCUUUCUUGGAGAAUUAAAAAAUAACUAUAAGUAUUUCUCGAGUUUUAUUAAGAAUGGGUCAUUGAGCGAAUGUUUGUACAACGAAAAGCGAAAAACAUCCUGAAAACGUCCGCAUAGAUUUCGACAUUCACGCAGAAUGCAGAUUUCGACAAAGGCUUACAGCGUACGAAACAUUUUGGGCUGAUACUACACUUGGCUGGCGGAAGGAGUCAGGAUAUGUAUACAUAUAUGCAUUUUGAAGACGAUAAGUUCUUUGGGAAAAGUAAGAACUUUAUUAGUAUAUUUUCGAGUCCGGUUCCCCAGAUCGUCGUCAGACUUUUUGGCUCCGAACAAAAACAGUUAACUAUUUAAUCGUGUCGAACAAGGGAAUCUAUGGAUGGCCGAAGCCCGCGCCAAUGCGCGUCAAUGAUUUUCGUCAUCCCCUCGGCAUUGGCUGUGCUCGCUUCCAUUUGUAUGUGCCAUCUAAAUCGAUAAGCCGAUUGAUGCAUGCCUCAUCUGACUGUAUUGCCUCCAGGAAUUCACGGCCUCUCCUUAUGGGACAGGCGCCAACAAUGCGCGUGUUCUCCCAUGCAAAUUGGUGUCCGGUGUCCAGUGUGUGCAUAGCCACUUAGGAUAGAUGAUCUCGUCUCUUCACCGCUAACCGAUGCUCAUGAUGACGGGAUUUUGUAGACAAUAUUUUCCUAUCGAGAUAGCUAACCAUGUCCUUUGGGUGUACAAGCUGUGUACGCAAGGUGGUUGCAGGCUGGUGUACCACUUGUAUCUGAUGUUUUUUCAGCUGUCUUUCGACGAGAUCAGAUGCAUUUUUUAAGUAUGGAAGAGUCUGCCAAGUAAAAGUUUUGGUGUCUGGGUGGCCGUAUUGUUCGAAAUGCCUUUGUGGUACAAAGGUACAACGUCGAGAACAAAGUCACGUGGGUACCCGUUGUGGGAAAAUAAUUUAAAAAGUUUUUUUAAUCUCUGCUUGGUAACUAUAUUCAUCAGGGCAGUGUGUUUUGGCUCGAAUUUCGAGGCUUCUUUGGCAAUUGGCAGGCCGAAAUAAAGGAAUUGAAUUUUUCUGACACCAAUCCAACCCAAAAACUGAUAUGCACACGUGCGGUACGUGAUGACGCUCCCUGGUGAUGACGUAACCUGAACUCUUCUUACACAUUCAUACAUCCCUAGUGAGCAUUUCUACUCUCUAUUAUGCUGAUGGCGAGAAUAAUGUAUUGGACUAUGGAGGCGACACGCGCACGGUGGAUUAACGAAUGCGUGACAUCUGUUUUUAUUUACAUGCUGAAAAAAUCGAGUCCAUAUACCUAAUCGCGUUCAAUAUAUGAAAAAUUCAAAAAGUGGGAGGGCGAGAUCAAUGACUAGCUUAUACUUAUCCCAACGUUUCGGAAACAUCCUCUGUUCCUUCGUCAGGUUUCUGUGGUCGAUGCUUCUGCUGGUCCCGAGAUAUUUUGUUGUCGUCCACCGUGCAUUUUGUCCGUGAUCUAGGCAUGAUGCGUGAUCUGCCUGUUUGUUACCGACAAGCUUUGUGUGUAAUUCAGCUCAUGAAAGGCAAUAACACGAACAGAUAUGAUAGUACUAGUCUUCAUAAACGCCGCACUUUACCAUCAAUCGCACAGCAUCUUUUGAUAGAAGUCAGUCUUGUGUGGAAAUAAUUUAUGUAAGCAAAAUAAUCAGGCAAAAUGUUUACAAAUUGAAUUGGAAAUAAAACGCGUUCUACGCUUGUGCGAUGUUCGCCGUUCGUGAUAGACUUCAAACAGUAACAGCGCAGAUGACACAAUUUGACAUAACAGAAUCAGUUGGCCGUUUAUAAUUAUAAAUGUUAAUUUUUUUAUCAAUUCAAGGGCUCAAGUAAUGCUAACCUUUAAAAAGUGGGUAAAAGAAAAAAGCUUUUAGAUAAUUAAAAACGCAGCUUUAUGUCAUUUCUCAAAUAAGGCGAAUCACUAUGAAAAGUCCACUUUACAAAACACGGAUCCCAAAAAUUACUCAAGUUUAAAAAUUGAUAAAAACUCGAAAAUAAGUAAAAUCAAGCAGACUUGGAGGGAAUCGAAAACGUGAAAAUAUACUAAAGGUGGCUUUGCCUUGCCUAGAAAUAACAUUUUAAGAAAAGGAAACUUUAUAAAACGACAAAAAUCGCUGCAACUGAGUAUUUUAAGAAUGUACGGUAAGAUUGCUCGUGUAAAAUCCGUGUUACAAAAGGAGUACAGAUAGAAUAACGUCCGAAAAUCAACUUCUAGCAAGGCUUUUGUUUUACGUGCAAUGUCGAGUGUGAUGGUCGCUCGAGUUUGCCCACAGGGACGUCAGAGUUAUAGAAGAUUUUACAGAGCCACAUGCUGACAGACCGGUUAGUAACUGGUGGAUUUGAGUAAAAUUAUUAGAUGACGUCACAAACAUACAAUUUUGUGUACAUAAAGAGAACUUCCCUUUCGUAAAAAUCUUUCACGUUUUGGCUGGUAGUGGUAAACUCUGAAUUUCGGAUCAACCCUGAAAUAAUAGUGGAUAACUCUCGAUUUUCACUUUCUUAAAUGUGCAGUGUAAAGGGUUGAAAACAUUAUCGUUCCUCGUGGAUUCUUAAAUAUUCUUUACAAUGUUUUGGCCAAAUCAGAAAUCCUGUUGUUGAGGGCAAUGAAACAAACAACCAAAGCCAACAAUGAACACGCUCAAUAUCAACGCCAGAAAUCUGUCUAGUAGAGCAUUAAAUUAAAAAGGAAAUAAUAAGAUAUGCUGAUGAGGUUUAUCUGCGUACUUUACGAGAUACCAAGAAAAAGCCAAAAUGACUGGUGAAAUGAUAGUUUGGUUUUCUACUUUUUCCAAAAAUUCGGGAUGUCUCUGAAUAUUUGACGCCAUUUCAUCAACUGGUAACGUAAAUAUAUUUGCCUCAAAUUGUCUCAGAAUUUACAAUAUCAAAUAUGAAUGUGCAAUGUGCAAUUGUUUCAUCAUUCCAUAAAUAAGUCCCAUCCGGAAAGUAAAAAUGGCCGCGGUACUAGACAUUCCAUGGGGACGUUACAAAAGGCGAUCUUCACGGUCUCGGUAGAGAUAGGAAAGCAAGUGCGCGAAGUUUCAUUUUAUGGUCUAAGGAAAUCUUUGCAAAGAGGAGGCCGACGACCAGAUUCCCAAAGGCCACUCUUAGGACUGUGACGCUUGUAAUUAAGUCAUGCAGCCUUUAAGGUCGGGUAAUGGUCUAAGACACAAAAUGAUUUGUAAAGAUUUUCAAAAGAAACUUGAAGGCGGCAGUCAUGUAAAUUGUCGGUAAUAGAUUGUAUAAACCACGAGUAAUAAAAGUGAAGAAGAGACGAUCUCGAAACCAUAGUUUAUUUUUCUGACGUUUAAUACAAAGGUGUACAACCACAAUUCUGCCUCUGCAACGUCAAAAUAUCCACAUACAGCAGUGGAAUAUAAGAAGCGACUUGUAAAAUGUGAACGUUCUCCGUUUAAUCUGAAAGAACUGUGCUCAUGGACAUUCUUAUUCGAUAGAAGGACAACUAAGUGGAGAUGAUUUAGAAGUGACUACGUGAAGCAAUCAAGGCAAGUGCGCAUGUCCGAUCCAUCCUUCGGCAAGACAAGGCACCAACACCCAGGAAACUCACGAGGAGGGACCGCCAGUACGAUUCAUCGGACACGCUGUUGAUGUCGACAACAGGCUAUUAACAUAAUCCCUACGCCUACCUAACCUGACACCGCGUGAUCUCCCGCCUCUUUCCAUAAGUGAACACACAGUUAAGGAAUAAAGCACUGAGACUCUGAAGGCUCUUGCAUAAAAAUUGCUGCAGCGAUUGUUGCAGGAACCCGAAUACUAACAUGAUAUGUGCCGCAUCACUCCAUGCGCAUACGCUGAAUACUUGUAAUAAUUUCUGAACAUCUUAUGAUCACAAUCCGACAUACGCCUUUGUUUGAUAUUUGUAGAAUAAAAUUAAUUGUGUUCGUAAUAACUCCCAUUGGUUUUACUUCUUUCCAGCUAAGGUUUACUUUCCCGGGGGCAUCUCAACUGAUUUCAAAUUAAUAUGGGCGCCCUGUAGUGAUAAUGGCUUUGAAGCAAACGAAUAAACUCACUUUUCUUUCUAUGUUGCAAAGCUCUUCGCCAUAUUUACUUACUGCUGGGCUGUGGUAUGUGUUUAUAACUGCACAGGGUAGUUGAGUUAUAUGAAUACGAAAAUAUCAUUAAAGCCGCUAACUUUCUGACCACUUUGUUUCUUAAUAGCCCAUUGCCCGAAACUAGACCAUAGAAAAAUGUGCUUAAAAGAUUACAUAGCAAACGUUUGAUAGGUUUUCCGUUGUAGAUUAGAGAACAUUCGCGAAGGGCAGGAAAAUGUCGGAACGUUUUGACGAACGGUACGCUGCAUACUUUAUAACUUCGUCUGACUGCAGCAAAUUAACUCAUUCAGAAAUCAAACUAUGUAGAGAGAAAAUGUCUGAUUGUCUACACAAUGUUGCAUUAACGAUUUUCAAAUUGGUGGACUCGCAUUGAAUACAUGUUGCACUCCUCUCAGCAAAAAACACACGAGUGCGGAAAGUUAGCACAGGUCAGCUGUUAUCAUAUAUGUCUGUGCGAACAUGAGGUUGUGCAGUUGCACGCACAUUCUGAAUGGUAAAAGGCGUUUUUUAGGAUAAACUAGGAAUGUAAUUAAAAUUGCCUACGUGCUGGUUGUCCAAAAUUGGCUGCCUCAGUUUCCGCCAUCCUGUUACACUGAAUUGCACCACUUGACAGUUCGACCAUCGAUUUCGAUGAUGCCCACCGUGUGCCCCACAGCAGGUUGGAGCAGGGACGGUGACUUGCGCAGGGGUUUAUAUUGCCAGUAGACUUGCGCUGCAUCUACCUACACUCUCUCCACCUCCCUCGCCCGAGCCCGGUGUCAAGACAGAGUCAAGAAGACCGGAGACGAGGUAGGCCGCAGGUAGAUGGCUCGGACGGAUCCUCACCUUGGCGUUCCACCACACCCCCUGGUCCACACAACAAUAACCAGGAUUUCAACCAACACAACAGAGAUUUGGAGGCUGGCACGGCCGAAACCGCACCUGGCCGUGCCGCCAACGCCUGGCUCGGAUUCCACACUGUGAUGGGAGUGCCAUAAAGGCCACAUUAAAAAGAAGCCAUUGCAGCCUGACUCUCAGACCGCUUCACGUUAAGGGGGAGGUCCAGUUGGCAACCUUCCAAGCCACGGCUUUUAGCGCACCGUGAUAGCUUCAAGCGCGUCAGAUUGAUUAUAGUGAGGAAAAAGUGCGCUGAGUCGUCGACCUCACUCUCCUUUCCCAUUCCCACACCCCAGCCGCCGUCCGAGCCGGUCGGCAAACUGGAGUGGUGGAUGGGCGCGGUGGCUGCCACGGUCGACUGA
This is a messenger RNA of Spirometra erinaceieuropaei, 12725 nucleotides long. The record is from the annotation of a GenBank genome assembly. NCBI's taxonomy places the organism in Eukaryota, Metazoa, Platyhelminthes, Cestoda, Diphyllobothriidea, Diphyllobothriidae.